This is a messenger RNA of Linum tenue, 261 nucleotides long. NCBI's taxonomy places the organism in Eukaryota, Viridiplantae, Streptophyta, Magnoliopsida, Malpighiales, Linaceae. The record is from the annotation of a GenBank genome assembly.
AUGAGCAAGUACAUGGAGAUCUUAGACGUCGGUGUCAGAAUGGCCGCGAGAUUUCACUCUCAUUGUCCUCAAACUGCUCGGUUGUACUACCACCCGCCCAUUGAUAACCAUCACGAACAAGGCCGAAUCAGUGUCGAUUCUUUUGGAGGAACGACCAUUAACAAUGAGUGUGUAGCCCCAUCAAGUUCUAGUGUUGCAUCCAAUGGGGCACAUAAUAUUGUUAUGGAUGUCAAAGAGUUUGUUUUCCAUUGUUCUAUUUAA